CUCCGUACAACCCAAGGCCAGGCACGACGGGACUCUGCUGGAGCACAGGGGGGCUCCCCUCCUCGGGUGGAGAACCGCUGAGCUUGAGGCAAGACCCACGAAUUGUCGCAAACCCACGAAAAAACAGCAAAACCCCCCAAACCCAAAACGCAACCCCCGGCCGCCCGCUUGGUGCGGCUGCGGGCGCGGGUUCCGGCCCGGAGGGCCCCGGCGGCGCCCCGCAGCCGCAGCACGAUCGUUCCGCGGGGGAAGGGGAGCGGCGGGGACACGGCAGGGGCGGGGCGGGACCGGGACCGGGACCGGGACCGGCAGCGGGGCCGUGGAGAGCGGCGCCUCCGCCGCCAUGAUCUGCCUGGUGCUGGCCGUGUUCGCCAGCGUCCUGCACUGCGCCCGUCCCGGUGCCACGGAGCGCACCUUCGUGGCCAUCAAGCCGGAUGGAGUCCAGCGGCAGCUGGUCGGGGAGAUCAUCCGGCGGUUCGAGAGGAAGGGCUUCAGGCUGCUGGGGCUGAAGCUGCUGCAGGCCUCGGAGGAGCUGCUGAAGGAGCACUACGUCGCCCUGCGGGACCGGCCCUUCUACGGGCGGCUGGUGAAGUACAUGAGCUCCGGGCCCGUGGUCGCCAUGGUCUGGCAGGGCCUGGAUGUGGUCAAGAUGGCUCGUAUGAUGAUCGGGGAGACUAACCCAGCCGAAUCCCUGCCUGGCACCAUCCGAGGAGACUUCUGCAUUGAUGUUGGGAGGAGGGGUUUGCUUGGCGUUUGCUCCAGCACCCAGGACUGUCAGGCUGAGAAGAGGAAGGGAGGAGCCCUCUCGGUCUUCUCCCAGGGGAGCAGGGCACCCCGAGGGCACUCAGCUCUACCAGGCACCCGAGUCUGAACCCAAAGCCAAGCAGGAGUUUUGCAGGCGUGUUUUCAUCAUUGGAGAGUCACCAGUGGUGACCUCUGGUGGCUGUAGCUGAGCCUGGCCUGCGGUAGAUAAAGUUUUUGUCUCACCCUCGUGUUAGGUUCCUGCUCCCUGGUGUCUGAUACCAAACCUGCUUCACAGGACCUAUUCCCCCUGAAAGAAGGGGCAAAUCUGGAGGCAGAACUUCAAAACAAAGGUGAACCCCAGCUUGACAGCCACUUGCAGCACAUAAAUAAUUUAUUACAGAAGAGAGGACUGCUGGAAACUGGCAGCUCCUACACAUACGUGGCCUAACCCACCUCACGAGCAGCCACCGAGCUGGAAGGAGGAGGGCUGUGUGGUGGCAAGGAGCACUGCGUGACGUGACCGGCUCAGCAGGCUCGGUUAAAUUGGUCAGGGUGGAAUCUGCCCACCUGCAGCUCCCCUCCCCAGCCUCUCUCUGCGUGGUGCUGGCUGACCCCUUCCUCUUCCCGCACAGGAACGUGAUUCACGGCAGCGACUCGGUCGAGAGUGCCCGGCAGGAGAUCUCCCUCUGGUUCCGCCCCGAGGAGCUGAUGUGCUGGGAGGACGCGGCCGAGCACUGGAUCUACGAGUGAUGAGGGAGCCCGAGGGAAGCGUGGGUCUUCCUCGCUCGGGCACAGGACGUUUCCAUCCGUUUCAUUUAGGCCCUGGGGCUGACUGGGGGCUCUGCUGUGGUGUCACCGUGGGGGUUUCUCUUGUGUGUGUGUAGAGGGUUCCAGGAGCUGCUCUCUGACUGGAACUCAGUACUUCAGCUGACUGCAAUUGCAGCUAUUUCUUUUUUUUUUUUUUUCUCCCUCCCUCCCAUCUGCUGUAGUAAGUAGUUAGUGUAGCUGCUCCGCUUGCUAUGGCAUCCUAAAAUCCCAGGCUCGAGGUGAUUUACUGAUGGAAAGCAGAAGCUGGGCCCUGUUCCUGUCACUGUCUGGCGCAGGACGCAUGCUCCUGGCCACGGGGAGAGGCGCGCUGGUCACUGUGGGGCGGUGUGAUCCCUGUCCUCACCUGCAUCUGUGAGGUUCCUCACCAAAGGGUUUUAAAGAACCUGCUAUGGGCUAAGCGCAGGGGCUGGUGACCAAGGCUGACCCAGCUCGGUGACCCUCCUCACUUCACCUGUCCCCUGCCUGCAGGGCACAAGCGGCCUCUGGAAGAGGAAGAGGCUCCGAGGACUCAGCCAGGCUCCUGCUGUGAGUGUCUGGAGGCUUCCUGCGACAGCAGGACCUGCUGGAGGAGAACCUCAGAGCCACCCGUGUGAAUGUGUUCCUCUGUCCUGUGCUCCUGGGCCCCAUCUUUUCUCGCUGUUCCUUCUGAUUUUCACAGCACCGCUUGUUUCUUUACGCUCUGAGUCCCCCGAGCCUCCUGCCAGAGCGUAGGGGCAGGGACAGGGGUGGUGUGUUCUGCUGUGGAACAGCCGUGGUGGAACCUGAAGGAGCGAGGUUCCCGGGGCUUUGCUGCGUGUGGGCUGAGACGUUCUGAGCUCAGCUCUCCUCAGCUGCCCGACUGCAGCACGCAGCAUUUCCGGCAGAGCUCCUCCCGCCUUCAGGGCCUUCUCCAAGCAGUAGUUUGCAGCUCUAAACAUCUUGGAGAUUGUUUGUUCCCAUAAAUCAUCCAUUUUUUUUUUUAAAUAAUAAACUCUGGAGAAUCCCA
Messenger RNA from Cygnus olor (mute swan), 2557 nucleotides. It is a transcript of the gene NME3, whose product is annotated as NME/NM23 nucleoside diphosphate kinase 3. NCBI's taxonomy places the organism in Eukaryota, Metazoa, Chordata, Aves, Anseriformes, Anatidae. The transcript has 5 exons. Gene Ontology annotation, molecular function: nucleoside diphosphate kinase activity. The record is from RefSeq and is a predicted model, not a curated record. Bases 344 to 871 code for a protein of 175 amino acids. Gene Ontology annotation, biological process: GTP biosynthetic process; CTP biosynthetic process; UTP biosynthetic process.